CGCAAUACAUUCUCCAAGGGCAGUUAUCUCGAUACAAUUUUGCCAAUCGAAGUGAAGGGCAAGAAGCGACCCGAGAUAGGACAACGCUUAAGAUUGAGUGCAGGUGAUAUUGCACAGGCAAAUUUGCUCUAUAAAUGUCCAAAAUGCGGUCGAACUUUUCAAGAGAACACUGGCAUUUUUGCCAGUCCCUCGUACUACACUGCCGGUGCUCUAACCAAUGAAACCGAGAAUUGUGAGUGGCGCAUUACAGCAACACAUGGUGAACGAGUGGUGCUGCGUUUAGAAAAUUUGAAUAUAUUUAAGUCAAAUAAUUGUCAAACAGAUUAUUUAGAAGUGAGGGAUGGGUACUUUUUCAAAUCUCCGCUAAUUGGUAGAUUCUGUGGAAAAGUAGCCAAUGAAAUUCUCACUUCAGAAUCAAGCAGAAUGUUAUUAACUUUUGUAAAUAAUCAUCGCUCGGAAGGGUAUCGUGGUUUCAAAGCUGAAUUUGAUGUUGUAUGUGGUGGUGAGUUAAAUGUGGAUGAAUCGGAAGGUCGUUUAGAGUCCCCAAACUAUCCACUUGAAUAUUUGCCAAACAAGGAAUGUAUUUGGAAAAUAACCGUCCCAAAAGGAUACCAAGUUGCACUGAAGUUCCAAUCAUUUGAGGUCGAAAAUCACGACAGUUGCGUUUAUGACUUUGUUGAAGUAAGAGAUGGUCCAUCUCAAGACUCACAAUUAAUUGGUGUGUUUUGUGGAUAUAAGCCGCCUCCAAAUAUGAAGUCAAGUGGCAAUACAAUGUUUGUGAAAUUUGUGUCGGAUACAUCGGUACAGAAAGCAGGAUUUUCGGCUAUAUUCAUGAAGGAGGUUGACGAAUGUGAAACUCAAAACCAUGGUUGUGAACACGAGUGCAUAAACACUCUGGGGGGUUAUGAGUGCAGUUGUCAUAUUGGUUAUGAAUUGCACAGCGACAAAAAACAUUGCGAAGAUGCCUGCGGUGGUGUGAUUGAAUAUCCAAACGGUACUAUUACUUCACCAUCAUUUCCAGCACUUUAUCCUAUACUAAAGGAAUGUAUAUGGGAAAUUAUUGCACCGCCAAAACAUAAAAUCUCUCUCAAUUUCACACAUUUUGAAUUAGAAGGCACCACACAUCAGCACACAGAUUGUGGUUAUGAUUCAGUCACAAUUUAUUCGAAACUCAGCGAAAAUCGCCUUAAACGUAUUGGCACCUAUUGUGGAAACGCCAUUCCACCCACAGCCACUUCAGAGGGCAAUGCUUUACGUGUAGAAUUUCAUUCCGAUAAAUCAGUGCAACGUAGCGGGUUUGCUGCGGUUUUUUUUACCGACAUAGAUGAGUGUUCCCUUAAUAACGGUGGUUGUCAGCAUGAAUGUCUCAAUACAAUUGGAUCCUAUAUGUGUUCAUGCCAUAAUGGCUAUUCACUGCACGAGAAUGGACAUGAUUGUAAGGAGGGCGAAUGUAAACAUGAAAUUUCCGCACCAUUCGGUACUAUCUAUAGUCCCAAUUUUCCGGAUUUGUAUCCACCAAAUGCUGAUUGUGUUUGGCAUUUCUUGACAACUCCAGGACAUCGCAUCAAAUUAAUUUUCAACGAAUUCAAUGUGGAAUCGCAUCAGGAAUGCGCUUACGAUAAUGUGGCAAUAUACGAUGGCGAGUCUGAAAGCAGUUCGCUUUUGGGACGUUUCUGUGGAGACAAAAUACCAUAUCCGAUAUCAUCAUCCACAAACCAAUUGUACAUGGUAUUGAAGACAGAUAAAAAUAAGCAACUCAAUGGUUUCACAGCAAUGCACUCUACUUCAUGUGGCGGAUACUUACGUGCAACAAAUCAAAUUAAACAAUUUUAUUCGCACUCGCGUUUCGGCAAUCACAACUACAAUGAAAACAUGGACUGUGAGUGGACAAUACAAGCACCACCGAGCAGCAAUGUACAGUUGUUGUUCCUAACGUUCGAUAUUGAAAGCAGUGAAAAUUGCACUUACGAUUACGUGCAAGUUUAUUCUGGAAUGGAGGAUACAAGUGGUCCCAUGUAUGGACAAUACUGUGGAAACACGCUUCCUCAGGAUAUAAUAUCCUUAACUGACUCUUUGUUGGUGCGUUUCAAGACGGAUAAUUCUGUUACAUUAAAAGGGUUCUCGGCAUCCUAUGUAGCUGUCGAUCCUUUUGAUAACAGUGAAGAGGAUAUUAACUCAUCCAGCUUUGAGAUGGUGACUCCAUUUCCAGGCUCACUCAAAAGUAUCUAUAAAGUAGAUGAAACACAAGAGUCAUACGAGUACAGUGAUUUCAUGGAAAAUCAAUUGAUUGACAGAAGACUAAGAACCAGAUAUUAAUUUAAAUUGCAAUUUUAUAUUGAAUGAAAAUUGUUUCGUAUGAGCAUUCUGUGUGAGUAAGUAAAAAGUGAGUGUGCAUACAGAAAAAUGGAAUAAAAUAUAUCCUAAUGACAAUAGAUAUAAUCAUUGAAGAAUUUAUAUUUUAUUUAAAGCAUAUCAGGAAGAAAAUCAUCACUUAAUAAAAUUCUGAGUUACUUAGAUAAUUCAAAGUAGUUCGUCGAUAUCAUAAGUAUUGUAUUUACAUAAAGACAUUGAAAUUUUAUGUAACGUGCAAUUAAUUUUU
Molecule: messenger RNA, 2599 nt
Organism: Teleopsis dalmanni
Lineage: Eukaryota; Metazoa; Arthropoda; Insecta; Diptera; Diopsidae
Product: dorsal-ventral patterning protein tolloid-like
Exons: 8
Biological process (GO): proteolysis
Molecular function (GO): calcium ion binding; metalloendopeptidase activity
Source: RefSeq, a predicted model, not a curated record